Molecule: messenger RNA, 1506 nt
Organism: Aedes albopictus (Asian tiger mosquito)
Lineage: Eukaryota; Metazoa; Arthropoda; Insecta; Diptera; Culicidae
Exons: 2
Coding region: 117-1187 (356 amino acids)
Source: RefSeq, a predicted model, not a curated record
UACUUUUUCACCACCGGGAAUUUGUUUACGGCCAUUUAGCACCAAAAUAUCUCCUUGCAUCGGAAUCUUUUCUAAAUUCUGUUUGCAAUUUGUAGAUUUUGAAAUCAUAAAAAAUCAUGGGAUUAAUUGAAGACGAAGUGAACGAAGUGUCCCGCUUAUGUGGCAAUGUCCUGCCUCAAUCAAAACUGAUAACGUGCAUGAGUUCUCUCAUUCGUAUCGACAUCCAUCAGACAGAGUCCCGACAGCUGACGGUCUGCUUACGGUUUCCCACCGAUUACCCCAACAACAAGCUUCUGCUGGAAUUCAAAAGCAAAACGAUGUCGCUGGCAUUCUUGGAGCGGUUCACCCGGAUCUGCGACGAAAAGACCGCCGAGUUUGUCGGCAAGCCCCAAGUGAUGAAAGUGCUGAAAUUCGUCGACGCCUAUCUCCGGGAUAAUCCGCUCUGUAUCGUUGCGGAGGAAAUUUUCAACAUCAAAAAGCUGCUGGAUGGAACCGGCGGGGAAUUGAAACCACGACAGAAAACUUCCUCCGUUGGAUUGACGACCAGAGGCGGUGGAUUCUACUUUACUGCGAAAUUUCACGUCCCGGAGCUGUAUCCGGUUCAACGAAUAGAUUGGGAAGAUUUCGACUGCAAUCUUCCGCUGCCUUUGGUUCGGUUUGUCAAUGGACAGGCGAAGGAGAUAGCCAGGCAGUGUGUUGAGCCUCCGCUGAGACAAUCGAACUCAAGUCCGGCCUUCGUCCCGAGGCCGAGCUUGGAACGAACCCUCCGAUUCAUCGUGGAAGCCAUGAAAGGCUUUCCCGAAGAGCGAUGUCCUGUAUGUGCGGACCUCUCGCUACCCCCGGAUCCGGCUAGUGUGGUGCUCUCCGAGGAAGACGACCGGUUUGUGAUCCGGAUGUUCUGCGGCCAUGUCUAUCAUCAGGCUUGUCUGAGAAAGUUCAUGAGCGAGCCACCGUUCCCUCCGGGAGGAAAGAUUUGUCCAGCGCCGAAGAAGCAUCCACGAUCGGAUAGGAAGGCUGGUGCUGGAAAAUCGGCGGCGGUAAUGUCUGGUGGAGGAAGUGAACUUUGCCAGCAGAGGGUCACCCACGACAAGUGGGGCCUGAACGAUGUGAAAUCGGCGGAAGCCAAGUGGGCUCACCAGCAGGCAAGGAUUCGGGAGCUGGAGGAAGUGAUUGAUUUUCUACAAUAGCUGGUCUUGGGUGUUGUUUUGGACAAGCAAAAUUGGCAUGUGUAAAAUCUACACAGGUAAAAUUCUGGGCAUGAAGGAUUCCGCUUCAUUACUAUUACGAUUGGAAAGUGAUUCUUUGUUACGCGGAAAGCAAAUCGAGGGAAGGAAGUGAUUGUGAUCUGGAUGACCAAUGAUCUUACGAAACGGUGCAGGUACGCACAUAGAUGAAUAUUUGAAGAUAUUUGUAGAUUCAAUCUGUAUCUUCUUUAGCACCAAAAAUAUCGUACUAAUUAUUAUGAUGAAUCAAGUUUACACAAUAUACCUACUGUAAUACUAUGUA